This is a messenger RNA of Hypanus sabinus (Atlantic stingray), 2935 nucleotides long. It is a transcript of the gene klhl27, whose product is annotated as intracisternal A particle-promoted polypeptide. NCBI's taxonomy places the organism in Eukaryota, Metazoa, Chordata, Chondrichthyes, Myliobatiformes, Dasyatidae. The record is from RefSeq and is a predicted model, not a curated record. The transcript has 8 exons. Gene Ontology annotation, molecular function: actin binding. Bases 102 to 1889 code for a protein of 595 amino acids.
UUGCUCUUCCUGCCAGCCAGGGAGAGUUAGCUGAUGGUUGGUAGGGAAGGGGACUGAUCGCUUUUGGUACCUGAAGGAAGGGUUCGGGGCCCGGUGACAGGAUGAUGGCAUCCUGCGCGUACCCGCGGCCGGGAUCGGGAUCGAGCCCGAGCCCGGUGUCGGAGCAGGCUCGGUGGGCGAGCGACACACACGCACGGACCUUGCUGGCCCAGAUGAAUCGCUUGAGGGCCCGCGCCGACUUCUGCGACGUGCGGCUGCAGGUGGAGCAGCAGGUCUUCAGCGUCCACAGACUGGUGCUGGCCGCCAGCAGCCCCUACUUCGCCGUGCUGUUCGCAGGAGGUCUGCAGGAAGCCGGCAAGAGCUUAAUCCAGAUCCACGGCAUCGAGGCAGAAAUCUUCAAGCUGCUGCUCGACUUUAUUUACACUGGUGUCAUCAAUGUCAGCAUAAAAAAUGUACAAGAGUUGAUCCUUGCUGCAGAUAUGUUACAGUUGACUGAAAUUGUGAACAUGUGUAGUGAAUUUUUGAAAGGACAAAUUGAUCCCGCGAACUGUGUUGGAAUUUACCAAUUUGCUGAGCAAAUUGCCUGCCAUGACCUUGCAGAAUUCAGUGAAAGUUACAUUUAUGUCCACUUUUUGGAGGUCUGUAAAACUGAGGAGUUUAUGGGAUUAGCAAAAGAUCAAUUGGUUAAAAUUUUAAAAAGUGAAGAACUCCAGAUUGAAGAUGAAUAUCAAGUUUUCACAGCUGCAAUGGAAUGGGUUCUCCAGGACAUGGUGAAAAGGAAAAAAUAUGUGAUUGAAGUUCUGGAUCCUGUUCGAUUCCCUUUGCUUUCUUCACGGAGAUUAUUCAAAUAUAUUGAAGGCAUUUCUGAUUUUAGUCUACGAGUUGCUCUGCAAAAGUUGCUGGAGGAGUACAGGGAAGUCACUAAACCUCAGAAAGAGAUCAAGUUUGGAAAAAUGCCUCCUGCAUCAAAGAUUCGUCCUCGGAGGAAAGCCCGGAAGUUCCUCUAUGCCAUAGGUGGUUACACACGGCUUCAGGGAGGUCGGUGGAGUGAUAGCAGAACUCUUAGCUGUGUGGAACGUUUUGAUUCAUUCAGUCAAUACUGGACCACAGUGUCAUCACUGCACCAAGCUAGAAGUGGGUUGGGUGUUGCAGUACUCGAAGGAAUGAUCUAUGUAAUAGGUGGUGAAAGUGAUUCCAUGAUCUUUGACUGUGCUGAGCGCUAUGAUCCAGUUACUAAGCAAUGGGCAGCAGUGGCCUCAAUGAAUUCUCCUCGAUGUGGACUUGCUGUAUGUGCCUGUCAUGCUACUAUUUAUGCACUAGGAGGUUGGGUUGGAGCAGAUAUUGGGAAGACUAUGGAGAGAUUUGAUCCUUCUGAGAAUAAGUGGGAAGUUGUUGGCGAAAUGGUUAUCCCUCGAUACUUCUUUGGUUGUUGUGAAAUGCAAGGCUUCAUUUAUAUUGUUGGAGGUUUAAGUGACUCGGGGUCAGAGCUCUCUUCAUCUGAAAUGUUUGAUCCUAUUACAAAACGUUGGACAACAUUAGACAGUAUGAAAACAAGAAGAGCUUAUGUUGGAGUAGCUGCUCUGAAUGACUGUAUUUAUGCUGUUGGAGGGUGGAAUGAGACUCAAAAUGCUUUACAUACAGUUGAAAAGUAUUCCCUUCAGGAGGAGAAGUGGUUUGAGGUUUCUUCUAUGAAAGUAGCAAGAGCAGGUGUUUCAGUUGUUGCUGUUAACGGGCUGCUUUACGCAGCAGGCGGUCGAACAUCGGGCCGAGAUUCCUCAGCUCCGGUUACUCUCGACUCCGUAGAAGUGUAUGAUCCUCAUACUGACACUUGGAUGGAAAUCGGGAACAUGAUAACUAGCCGAUGUGAUGGGGGUGUAGCAGUGCUUUGACUGUUGAUGACUUCCUAAGAUUCUAAGAAAACUGUCACAGAAUGCAGAAGAUUGUGACAUCUUGAAUUGUCAUCUUUAUUGAGACAAAGGAAAUUUUCAUGAGUUUACACAGCUACUUAACGCAGUCUCGAGUCACUGUAGUAAAACCUAAAUAUAAAGUGUAGGCACUGCAGGCGAGCACCUCCUUCACUUGAUGAGUUGUGGCUGCUGUACUACCUCACCUGCUCUCUAUUCCCAAUUACUUUAGUAUUUAAAAGUAUUUCAAUUCCAGUCUUAAAUAUUAUCAGUGAUUGAACAUGCACUGCUCACAAGAAUGAGAGAAUGGCAUUUAUUUAAAACCAUUUGGAGGGAAAAGUUACAUUUGCUGCUAUGUAAAAUAAAGGGGUCACUCACUUUGUACACAGCACACUUGUACAAAUAUACAUGGGACAACAUCAUGAUCUGUUUCAGAGAAAUUAAAUGCAGGAUGAAUGUUGGCCAGAAAAUUCUCUUUGAAAUGGUGUCAUAAAGGAACCUCAAAAAGUGAAGCAAUGGAAUAUUAGCCUGGACUGAUAUAAUCCAGAAUUUGGAGUGGAAUUUAAAUGCUUAUCUCCUGAAUGAGACACACACUGGCAAUCAACUAACACAGUUGCUGCAAAUAGAACUUUGAUCAAUUAAUUUUAAUUUAAUACUGUAAAGUUGAAGUACAGGAAAAACUUGAAGCAUUAUUCUUUGUACAACCUUUAUAGCAUAUUAUGUUAAUGUUUUGAGUGAAGUUUUCAGAAGAUCACAGAUGCAGCACAUAAACAGGCCCUUCAAUCCACUGAGUCUGUGCUGGCUGUCACCCAUUCACUUGCACUAAUCCAACAUUAAAAUCGGGGCACAUUCAGUUAUCUAAUUGAGCCAGUGCCUUUUAGUGAUUUCCAGUAUCCACAUUAUACUUGGAGAUGAUUUUGGAUUUUGAUGUCUAUUAUAACUUUACUACACAGCGGCAUUGUGAAUUUAAUGGAUGGGUUAGUAUUAACAGGGAGUCUUUUGUAUUUUUUUAAUAAAUGUAUUAAACCAUA